Vicia faba (fava bean) is the source of this 1674-nucleotide messenger RNA. The record is from the annotation of a GenBank genome assembly. Lineage: Eukaryota; Viridiplantae; Streptophyta; Magnoliopsida; Fabales; Fabaceae.
AUGGCAGCUGUUGCUCCGUCCUCUGACAAAGCUGCAAGCUUAUUGCAGAAUUUGUCCCUGGAUUCACAGCCAAAGACUAUUAUUAAUGGAGAUGCUGAGUCCGUGAAGAAGAAUGGACCUAGUUUUGCCGUUAGUAACACUAAGGGGGCAGGCAAGCCAUUCAAUCCGAAUCCAAGUUUUGCUCCAAAUGGAUACCCUUCUACUGCAUAUUAUUAUGGAGGUUAUGAUGGACAAGGAGAUUGGAGUGGCUAUUCCAAUUAUGCGAACCUUGAUGGAGGGAUGGCUCAAGGUGUUUAUGGUGAUAACUGCUCUUAUUUGUAUCAAGGUUAUGGAUAUGCACCAUAUGGAGCAUAUGCUUCACCCAAUUCCUCCUCUCCAAUGGUUCAACAUGAUGGUCAGCUGUAUGGGCUCCAACAGUAUCAUUUGCCAGCUUGUGCUCCAUUGUCAGGAUAUCAGGGUCAAAGAUUGGGUACUCAUGGUACACAGUCGGCAAUCCCUACAGAUCUGUCAUUGGUUUCUGAUCGACAGACCAAACAUGGAGGAAAGGUUGGAUUAUCUUCACAAGUUAUGCCUGUCAAAGAUUUCUCAUCUCAAAGAAAUCAAAGACACACUCCGCCACUUCCACAAUUCAUGAACUUGAAUGGUUCCAGGUAUCCAUCUGGAAUGGAACUAGUUCCUGGAUUCAUGAACAGCAUGUAUCCAAGCAACAGUAUGUUCAGCCAAUAUGGAAACACUUUCAGAGCUAAUUCUAGCUUUGGCUCUUCUGCAUAUGGAUCUAGAACUGGCUCUUAUGAUUACAAGUUUAGAGCCACAUGUAAUGGCUAUGUUGCUAAUGAUUCCAGAAGGAAUGUGGACGGUUUCAGUGAGCUAAAUAAGGGACCAAGAGCUGCGAAGAUUUCUGAUAAUAAAGGCGUAAAAAGUCUUGCUCCUGUCACAUUAUUACUUAAAGGACAGAACCUUCCAGUGAAGAGUGAUAACAAAGAAGUGCCUCAGGUGGUUCCGAAUAAAGAACAAUACAAUGGAGAAGAUUUGUCUGAGAAUUAUUCUGAUGCAAAAUUUUAUGUCAUCAAAUCCUACAGCGAGGAUGAUGUUCAUAAGAGCAUAAAAUAUAAUGUUUGGGCAAGCACUCCCAACGGCAACAAAAAGCUGGAUGCAACAUAUCAAGAAGCCAAGGAGAAGCCCGGUGGCUGUCCCAUAUUUUUGUUAUUUUCGGUCAAUACUAGCGGUCAAUUUGUUGGUUUAGCUGAGAUGACUGGUCCAGUUGAUUUCGAUAAAUCUGUAGAGUAUUGGCAGCAGGAUAGGUGGACUGGUUGCUUUAAUGUGAAGUGGCAUAUCAUUAAGGAUAUCCCAAAUGGUGUGUUAAGGCACAUAACACUUGAAAACAAUGAAGGCAAACCUGUAACUAAUAGCAGGGAUACUCAAGAGGUUAAGUUUGAUAAGGGCAUUCAAAUUGUAAAAAUUUUCAAGGAACAUUCAAGCAAAACAAGCAUAUUGGAUGAUUUUGGGUUUUAUGAGUCUCGUGAAAAGACCACUCAGGAGAGGAAGUAUAAGGAACAGCAGUUACCAAAACCUGUCAACAAUGCCGAUGCAGCACAAGGAAAGGUGAAUUCUGAGGUACUGAUAGAAAGGAAUCGGUCCUCCCCAGCAUUUGAAGAUUCUUCUAAGAGCAGUUAA